Molecule: messenger RNA, 8515 nt
Organism: Lineus longissimus
Lineage: Eukaryota; Metazoa; Nemertea; Pilidiophora; Heteronemertea; Lineidae
Product: arf-GAP with GTPase, ANK repeat and PH domain-containing protein 1-like
Exons: 25
Coding region: 451-3687 (1078 amino acids)
Biological process (GO): activation of GTPase activity
Molecular function (GO): GTPase activator activity; GTP binding; GTPase activity
Source: RefSeq, a predicted model, not a curated record
UUAGAAGGCUCAAGGAGAAUUUCAACAAUUUCAUUUCUUUGUAUUUGAAUUAAAGUAUCAAGUAUGCCCUAACUUACAAUUUUGGAACUAUUUGAAGGGUGAAGUGAACAAAACAGUAGAUUGAAGAAAAACGCCGAUGUGAACUUCAUGGAUUCCUCGAGAGAUUUUUAAGUUUUGCCUGCAACAAGGAUAAGAUAUGCUAACAUUCCAUAAUUUGGAGAGUACUCUUUUAGUAAUUUGCGGAUUGAUGAAUAUAGAAUAUUUCUCUAGAAUCUGAAAAGAAGGGACCUAAGAUGAAGCAGACGUAUCAUUGUUUGACCUUGACCUUUAGUGACCUUUCGGGGUCAUUCAACGACCUUGAAUACUCCAUGAAAUGGUGCUCAAACAUGUGUGUAUGCAAUAGAAUUCCUCUGUGAUAGUUGGACGCGUUCCACCGCAAAGCUGGCCUCCAUGCAUGUGCUGACGGGUUCGCCCAACAAAGUGAAGGAUGCGUUUCGAAAACUCUCCAUUCGCUAUCGGAGGAAAAAGGUUCGGAGGGGAGAGGAGAAUCGACCACAUUCCUUUGUAAACAGCCAAGAAUGGACGUUGUCGCGGUCGGUGCCCGACAUCAAGCUGGUAAGUCCUUGCGUGCAUCGACUUACAGAUAUCAAGUUGGGGAUCCUUGGUUCGAUUCACAGCGGCAAGUCGGCGCUAGUUCACCGCUAUCUCACAGGCUCGUACAUGCAAGAGGAGUCGCCUGAAGGUGGGCGAUUUAAAAAGGAAGUAAUGAUUGACGGGCAAAGCUACCUACUCCUCAUACGAGAUGAGGGUGGACCGCCCGAAUUACAGUUCACACAUUGGGUCGACGCCGUCAUCUUUGUGUUCAGCCUGGAGAACGAGAUGAGUUUCCACACUGUCUACAACUAUUUCUCAAAGAUGGCGCACUAUAGGAACACGACGGAAAUCCCGCUUAUAUUGGUCGGGACGCAAGAUGCCAUAUCCGAAAGCAACCCCCGCGUGAUAGACGACAUGCGAGCGAGAAAGCUUGCCAGUGAUUUAAAACGGUGCUCAUAUUAUGAAACAUGCGCCACCUACGGGCUAAACGUUGAACGAGUGUUUCAAGACGCCUGUCAGAAAAUUGUGCAAUCUCGGAUCAACCAGUCUUUGACACCGAACAAUUCCCGGCCAAGUACACCAAAUCAUUCAAUACCGCGUGGCUACUUGACGCAGACGGCCACGAACAAAAGUUACGACAGUUCCAGUGGACAGUCGACGUCGGGUUCGGGUAAUCUGCCAACGGCAACGCCCAGUAACAGUAGUCAUAAUAUACAAGUAAGUCAGAGUCGGACGUUGCUAAAUUCCUCAUCGUUUGGAUUUCAGAGUCAGACAUUGCCUUAUAAGGAGCACUAUCGCGACAAGAAGCACAAGGAACGUAAGGAGAAGGUGGAGGGCGUGCCCGGACAGAUUCAGCAGGAACAUUACGUGUAUACCGUGCCGCAGGGCGACCAACGAGAUGCUCAACAACAACAGAUGAUAGUCUGGAGUCCCGCGUACGCCAUCACGGAGCCGACCUACGGCCGCCAAGUCAGUCAGGAGUUGCGCAAUCCCUCGUUAACCCCCUUACCUCCGAGACGGAACAAAAAACCACAGCAUUUGCAGAAAUCGAACUCGUUUAAUGGUGCUAGUGAAAUGCGGGAACUGCCCUCGCCAGUCGGCACGCCGCUUUUAAGUCGGAAAAAGAAUUCCUCGGUCCGUGGGCACAGCGAUCGAAGUUACAGUGCCUCCUCAUCCACAGAAUCGGCCAGUAAUACCCCUCAGUCACAGCGCUCAUACAAAGACAAACAGCCUUCGGAGGGCAAGGACCUACCCACGCCCAGUAGUACGCCGACGCAAAGCCGAAAAAACCGACGGCGGUCUAAUCUCUUUACAUUUCCGCGACCCGGUUUAGAUGCCCAGGUUUCUGUCGACGGUAAAACCCACCAAGAUAAGCAAAAGAAGGGUGAAGAAGAAAAAGUAAAAGAAAAGGGCGCGACUGUGCAGAAAAACGGGUCAGACUCGCUUGGCUCGGGUCGGUCUAUACCGAUCAAACAGGGUUACUUAUACAAACGAUCAACCAAGUUAGUUAAUAAAGAAUGGAAGAAGAAGUAUGUCACGUUACUGGAUAACGGGAAGUUGACGUAUCAUCCUAAUUUACACGAUUACAUGGAUGACCAAAAGGGGAAGGAGAUCUCACUUAUCCGCACGACAGUUAAAAUCCCAGGAAUGUUAAAACCGCGCUGUGCGACGAAGAUGGGCAUGUCGACCAACGGCCUGCUCAAAACUCAGCUAAAUGACCUCUCUAGCAGAGAAGGUAGGAAGAAUGGCCGGGAAGAUUCAUUAGUCAUUUCAAAUACCUCCGUCACACCAGCGAACCUGCAUGUCGAAUUACAACGUCGGUUUGAACAGAUACAUCUAUAUUCUGACGAGACCGGCGACUUGGAAAUGGCGUUACUACAAGUAGGACAAAAUAGCGCUGGCGUAGUCAACUCAAAAAUAGAAACGCCCAAUGUGAAAAAGCGGCACAGACGAGCGAAAAGUAGCGGGCCUAAAAACGAUGCUAGUCAAGUUGGUGAUGAUGACGAUGAUUACGAAUUCAUCAUCGUCUCGUUAGAUAAUAAAUCGUGGCAUUUCGAGGCGUCAAGUCACGAGGAGCGGGAGGAAUGGGUUUCGGCCGUGGAACAACAAAUUUUAUGUUCGUUACAAGCUUGUGAAAGUGGAAAGUCAAAGAGUCGAAGCAAUACGUUGACCGACCCGUCAGCCGUACAGGCGAUACGGAGUGUCCGUGGCAACCAAAAUUGUUGUGACUGUGAUGCUCCCAAUCCUGACUGGGCUAGCUUGAACCUUGGUGCUUUAAUCUGUAUAGAAUGCUCAGGAAUUCACCGAAACCUAGGAACACAUCUAUCUCGGGUUAGGUCGUUAGAUUUAGAUGAGUGGCCUCCUGAACUAGUAGCGGUAAUGACAUGCAUAGGAAACACGUUAGCUAACAGCGUCUGGGAGGCGGCACCCAAAAACCGUAUGAAACCUUCGCCCUCGUCGCCGCGGGAAGAAAAAGAGAUUUAUAUCCGCGCGAAAUACGACAAAAAAGAAUGGUUGCCGCCAUUGCCAUAUCGCGAUAUCCCAGCGGGACAGGUAAGGACCGAACCGGGCGUGGCACAGCAAUUAAUAGAUUCCAUAGUUCGUGACGACAUCCGAAAUGUGAUAAUACUCUUAGCAUAUGCAAGCCCUGAACACGUCAAUUCUCCGUACAGUAAACAGGAUGCGCGAACCGCCCUCCACAUUGCAGCCGCUUUGGGCAACUUUGUUUACGUGCAGUUACUAUUAUGGUACAAUGCAGACGUAAAAGUCGUCGACCACGACGGCAGAAACGCACUCUACUACGCCAGGACAUCUGAAGUGCCCGAAUGCAUCGAACUACUCAAAAACAGCGGCUGCCCAGAAUGUCCCACGUUACCGCGGCGACGGAAUUCGCAACAGCAACAACAGAUGAUGUACCCGCAACCGUUACAACAGAACCAGUUGCCACCUCCCCCUCCACCACCACAAGCCCCGCAACCAAUCUACGUGCCACAACCGAAAGUUCCCAUGCCACCAGUUGUGCCAACCUUACCAUCGCAACAGGGUCAAGGACAAGGGGACGUGUUUGAUAAGUUACCGGCGAGCGUUAUAUAAGCUCCUUCCACAUUUUGAGCGUUUCGUGCGUACUUGUCUUGACCUGUUUGGCCUGCUGGUAAUGCCCCUUCCCAGAUUAAAAUUCUGACUCACAAGUGUGAAAUGGACUAUGGGUCAUCAAGAAAUAAAAGUUGGGCGUGUCACUCAUUCAAAACAGGACUUGAGCAGACGUUAUCCAGGACUAAUUGCAGACGUGAACCAUUAUCCACAUUUCCUCAAAGCUGUGGCAUGGGUGGGUAAAUGAUCGAAGAAAUAUUGAUCAUAUGUGACCCAUCGAAACAAAAUUUCUUCAAUUUUUUCCUAAAUAUUGUGUCAGUUGUUGAAACAGACAGCACCUCCCAAGUAAUAAAAUAGUGUCAACAAAAAUUGGCUUGAAUUACCCUCUUAUCAUCCCCUUACCAAAGCUUCAUAUACCCUCAGGCCAAAAGCUUCGUAUACCCUCAGGCCAAAUUGGGCUCAAGUCGAUUGCAAUUUUCAGCACAUGUCAUGGUAACUUGACCUAUAACCAGCAUUGCAUUUUGUGUUCGAAUAGUACUGACGUUUCUAUUCUCGUUAACGUGGCACGAACUGAUACGUCACGAGGACCAUCUCAUCGAGAAUAAACCUGGAUACGGUUUUUACGAUUCAUUGUUUUAUAUGAAUGUAUCUGAGAUUUCUUGUAUGUUUGCAGAUUAUAGACUUUGUAUAAAUGUACAAAUGCGACUGGUACUAAAAUAUUAUGACUAAGUUAUGAAAAACAGCUGUUAGUAGAUGAUUAUACUAAAAGUUAGCAGGUUUUAGAGGCCAAACGCCGUCGCCAGGCACUCUCGAGUUUCGUUCUGAUCCUUGUGCUACAGAGGAACAAAUUUAAAAAUGCCCGUAAGGUGCUACCAUCUCUUGGGGACGAUGGUUGAUGGACCUUCAAUUGGGCUGAUGAUAUCUUUUAUGAAUGUUCCAACCAAAUGUCAACCAUCGUUGGGGGGGGAAAUUUUGUGCGGCUUUCUGACGAAUUUUCCAAAAUCAGUUUCAAAACCAGCUCUAAAGAUGUGAAGUAUUUUUUGACGAAAUUGUAGAUAGUAGCCUGAAUCAUUCAGCCAUCGAUACGUCGGCAACAUGCAUGAUUGACAGUCUGGGCUAGAUUUAUCUUGAAGUAUAGAUAUGUUGGAAACGAUUUGUUUCAAUGACACAAAAGUCUCUAUGGAGACUGUAUCACUUGGGCCUAUAGCAAACCGACGAUGGCUGAGUUAUUUUGGCUAUGUAUAUAGUGCUCUGGUGUAGUUUAUGGAAAAUGUGUUAAUAAAAACGCCAGUCGACAGCGUAUGUGCAAUAAUGAUAAAGUUUGUGUAGAGUAUGAUUUUCGGGCCAAGUUUAGUUUAAACGUCAGUGUCCCUCUGUUUUGACUGGGCUUUAGAAGGCGUCGUCACAAGAUGUGAGGCUUACUGUGGGACUUAAUAAUAGGCUUGGGAUGAUACUUAAAAGUUUCCUGAAAUAUUGGUUAGGGCCUAAAUAUAUAGAAUUCUAGAUUUAAAGCAACACUGCAAUAUUUUAUUUUAUGACAAAAAUGCUUUAAAAGCUUGACCUACUGUAAAACCGGAGAUUUUUUUUUUUUCGCAAUGUAUAACUUGUAUUCGAGAAGUUGAAAUAAUCGAAUAUCUUUUCGCGGCUGAAGAAAAUAAGAGUGUUUACCGAUCACAGUUGAACAAUCUUGGCAGUCUUAAGUCAUUUGAAAUAAAAAUUCAUGGAGAAAAUAAUCUCAUUUGUAAGUUAUUGUCCUUUGCCUAAUACUGGGUGUAUGUUUUGUGAUUAUUCAAUUUCUAAGGUCAGAGGUCAGUGAAUAUUAAUGGGUGAACGAUAUGACUGAUGACCAUAGAAUGGUUCGUAUCAUUUGUUGGACUUAAAGUGAUUUUAUCCGUGCAUUCAGGUUUUGAAUUUGUCCUCAGUCCUCAGACUGGCUUUGAUGAAAAUUAUUGUAGUUUCACCAAUCUCGGAUAAAAGACGCUGAAAUCGCAACGUCGCCGAACUUGGACGUCUUGACUUUCGAACAACUUGCUUGGGGAACUACUGACACACCCCACUAAAAUGGACUUUGAGAAAGAUUUUGCAUGGUAGGAUAAAAGCACUUUAAUUUGCAGUGUUGUGGCUUGGCAUGUUUUCAUAUCAAGUUUUUUUGUACAAAUUUUUCAUCAUUUUACUUUUCAAAAGUUUCGCUUUUGAUGAAGAAGUUUUCCGUCUGUGAGCGUAAUAGUGUUUCGUAAAACCAGAGGCUGGUUAUCUGACUGUUCAGUUGUAUCUUUUACCAUGGUGACAAUGGUAACUCACUUUUUUAUGGAAAGGGGCUUUAACGGUUUCUUAUUUUCGAGGUCGAGAGACUUUAUUACCAACGGGUGGCAGCAGUUGUUACUUGUCAAAUGCAGUACAGAACCUUUUCUCCAUGAAAUCGACAUAGCUGGAGAUUUAUUGUGUAUGGACCGGUAAAACUGCAGCUGCUUUUUGUCAGUAAAGUCUUCUUCACUCAGUGUUUGAAAAUUGCAAGUUAGUAGAUUCUGCCUUUAGGACGGGGCCCCGUAUGUGACAUAAAUUCCAUGAUCUUGUGAAGUAAUGUAAAAUAGCAAGAGAUGCUGGAGAUAAUAGCAAUUGUUUCCAAAACUGUUGAUUUCAUCAAGUUGCUUGACAUGGCAAAAUUCUUCUGCCAUUUCUUGGAAGAGUUUGCUUUCAUUUCAACAGAAUUAUUGUAAUCUGGUUGUACAUUUCAUGUAUUAUAGCAGCAUAAUAUUUAUGAGUGAACAUUUGUGCCUGUAUAGGGAUGCUGGACCUCUCUCGGCUCGGCCUGCAACUGGAAUUGGAAAAGAAGAUUCAUGGGGAUUUUUUUGAGGUAACUAAAUCCCUCAGAUUACAAACUACAUGUGAAAAGUCCUGAUAUGUUGCGAAUUUUGUUUGUCUCUAGGCAGUCCCUUCUGUUCAAUGUUUUUCUAAUGCCCCAAGGGAAUAUCACCAAUUGGAACAAAAGAUAAAUAUUGAGGCGUUAAUUCAUCAGAGGUGUGACUUAAAUUUGUAUUUUCUGACCUGCCUAUACAUGAACUCUUGGUAAUUGUGGGCCAAAAGUCGCAGUUGAUAUUGAGCUCAUAUGCAGCUUUUGUGAGUAAUCUAAUGACAGCAACAAAAUAAUAUGAAAUUUUACCAGUUACCUCAUGACAUUGCAGCUCUGACAUGCUUCUGUUCUCGAAACAAUCCUAGUCAGUUGAUAUAAAUGCAUUUGAAGCCUCCAGGCUGCACAGAUUUCUUUGAAAGGUGCAGCUUUUAAAGACGGGUUGACUUUAUUCACACUUUCAGGAUUAUAAAUGUUCAGCCCUACCGCAAACAAUCUUGGAAAGGGAACGUGACAAAAAUUCGGGUCAAAAAUUACUUGAUCCUAAUUUUGGAGUAAAAGGUUUUUGGUUCGGGGUAGAGGAUUUACUGCCAGAUUUUUUGAAAAAGUACAUACAGGUACAGGUCACACGAAAAAAAUUCCAAAUAUUAACAAAAGCUGCAGACGUUUUAUCAGACCAGAGUCUGGUUUGUAUAGAUUAUUUGCACUAAUGUCAUCUUGUUUUGUUGCUAGGGGUAACCUGCAUGCACGUUUUUCAACAAAGCUUGCCAUGCAUGAGGUAUCCAUGCAUUGAGCCAGGUGAAAACGAUCUGAUUCGUCAGGGUCCGAUUUUCUUUUUUCACCCGAGCCUGUGUCGUUCCAUUUGAUGGGUGAGAAAAUAUCAAACAUUUGUGAAAUUGUGUCGAACAUCAAAUGGUCAUACCGUCUUCUCAAUACUGUUAGCUCCGUUGCCAUGGAAACUUGUGUUUCUUACUAUAAUAUAUGAGUUCUGGUUCAAAUUUAUAAUGUAUGAAUAUGGGGUUCUGAGUGUUCAGACAUUUGUAAAUAUUUUAGAGAUUUAAAUGAGCCCUGUACAAAGUUCUAACGUGAAUAUGUGUGAAAGUAUUCUAUGAUAUUGUUAUGAUAGUUUCCAAAAUGGCUGCUGUGUUGCCUUGGUAAUAUGUGAUGUUGUCAUGGUGAUUUAUAGUGUUGCCACGGUUAGUACACUGUUGCUAUGGUUACAUGUAAAUUUAUCAUAUGGUGAUGACGAGUUUAAUACACUGUUGCUAUGGUUGUCAUCACUGUAACCUUGGUAGCAGAUGGGUUGCCAUGGCAACCUUCACAAUCAUCACGGUGACAUUCAUUGACAGCCGAUAGAAAUAUUCAAAUUGCUGCAGUAAUGUGGUUGAUGGAGAAAUAUGUAUAUCUUGAGUAUCAUUAUGUCCUGAACAGAAUCCAUUUGUGACAGAUGUCAAUACCGCAAAGUUUUACCCCUUUUUUAGGGGUAUUUGAUUGUUUUUUUGGAACAAAAGACAGUGUUGGGGUAGGUCUUCUGAACCAAUGAAGGACUUAGGGCACACAGAAUAUGAUAUCAGUGCAAUUUGGAAAGAACUGAAUUGCUGUCAACUGUCCUCAACCUGUUGAGCAGAGACAUUGAAUUGGAUCGAAGAGAAAAAGUGCUCUCAGCAUCAAUUCUGGAUGGCAGCACUGUCCAUCUACUCUUGUCAACGCCUUUUUUUCAAAAGUGCAUUCAUGUCUUGUGUGCUCUAUGCCCUUCAGAUAUUGAAAUACAUUUCACCACCAAAAUUUUUCAAGUCAAGUCGAGCAUAGUUUUUGUAGAUAUUGUGUAGAUUUUAGUCCUUAGGUAAACAAGUUAGUUAUGUGGCCAAAUCAGAAUUUAUUGACUAAUUAAGUAAACGAUAAUCAAGUACUUUGUGAAAUAUGGUGAACUUAUUAGAUAUGGAAUAUUAUGAAAAAUAAACACUUGCAUUUUUCAGUAUAUAA